AUGGCCUUUCAAUCAGAGCAGAUCUGGGUCAGAUCUGACCUUGCCAUAGUCAGAAAGGAUGGUGAAGCGUCGCUGCCUCCUCCGUCCCUCAAUGGCACCGGCUUGUACCUGUUCAUCCGAACCAGAUGGGUGCACGGCGGUAAGGAGAAGGACACACGCGGGACUGUCCGGAUGGUCCGCUGGAAGGCUUUGUCGGAUGCUCUCCCUGUAUCAGAGCUGGUUAUUGCGAGAGGUAUGAAAUGUGAUGAAAGGUGUCGGGUCGCUGGGAGAGAAGGUGAAUCUAUCAAUCAUGUUCUGUUCCAGUGUGAUAUAGCGAGACAGAACUGGGCGCUUUCGUACAUCCCUAUGCCGCCGAAAGGAUGGUUGGAGAGAUCCAUCUAUGAUAAUAUUUCUUAUAUGCUGUCGAUGAGCAAGAAUGUGAAGAUAGAGGGAAGAAUGGAGAUGGAGGAAGCGGUAUGUCCGUUUGAAGCCUGCCCUCCAUUCAUUGCGCCUCCAAAAGAUUGGGUGAGAUGUGAGAUAGGAAUGGAGUGGUCUAGAGGGAGUUCAUAUACAGUAUUGGAGGCUAAGCUUCAAGUCUAUAUGUGGGUAGUGGAAAGUAUGAGAUGUCUCAGAUAUCAAAAGGUGAUAUUCUCUUCUACUUUUGAUGAUCUGUCUGAAACGGUGGUUAAGCCUUGGCUGUGGCCGGCUCUGCAAUUUGAAGCUUCAGAGCUAAGGAAGGAGUUGCAGAGUGUGGUUAACUUUGGGUUAACACAGUCCUAUGUUGCCUCUGGUCAUCCUCAGUGGUUGGACAAGUUUAGCACUCUUGGUGGUGGUUAG
Molecule: messenger RNA, 816 nt
Organism: Brassica rapa (field mustard)
Lineage: Eukaryota; Viridiplantae; Streptophyta; Magnoliopsida; Brassicales; Brassicaceae
Source: RefSeq, a predicted model, not a curated record